UUAUUUUUUUUGCCUGCAAAGGGGCCGGAUGGUUUUUGUGUCCCCCCCGGUUCUGAAGCUCAAGGCCAACGCCACCGGUGCUGCUCAUCUUCUCCCCCCGUCGCUGGAUGCCAACGCCGGGGCCGGAUUCCACCUCGGCGAGAAGGUCGCGGUACCUCCAGCCCAGCCUUUUGCUCCCCACCGUCACCAAGGCCGGCUCCCGGUGCAGCCCAAGGGACGUUGUCCAUAGAGGAAACCCAGAGCCGGGGCGAGCGGAGACGGUCCCCAGGGAGGUGUCGGCUCUUUGGUUCCUCCUCUCCUGCAUGAGACAACCCCGGCUCUGCGGCUCCGCCGGGCGAUGGCCGCGCUCUGAAGAUGUCCAUGGCCAGGCUCAACAGCGUCAAUGGCUUCCUGGAGGACGGCAGGAUGGAGGCAGGGGACAUGGGCAGGAUCCUCCGCUGCCUGGAGAUGGGCACCGUCCUCACCUUGUUCUACCAGAAGAAGUCGCAGAGGCCGGAGAGAAGGACCUUCCAGGUGAAGCUGGAGACCAGGCAGAUCAUCUGGAGCCGCACGCCCGAGAAGGUGGAGGGGGAAAUCGACAUUCGGGAGAUCAAGGAGAUCCGCCUGGGGAAGAACUCACGGGACUUCGAGCGCUACCCUGAGGAUGCCCGCAAGCUGGACUUCACCAUGUGCUUCAUCAUCCUCUACGGGAUGGACUUCAGGCUGCGGACGCUCAGCGUGGCCGCUUUCUGCGAGGAGGAUAUCAACCUGUGGAUAACGGGCCUCAACUGGCUGGUGGCAGACACCCAGAAAGCCCAGACCCCGCUGCAGAUCGAGAGGUGGCUACGGAAGCAGUUUGAUGGGAUGGACCGGUCACGGGAAGGCAGCAUCACAGUGAAGGACCUGAAGGCCAUGCUGCCCCAGGUGAACUACCGCGUCCCCAACAUGAGGUUCCUGCGGGACAAGCUCGUGGAGGUGGAAGCCAGGAAUGAGAUGACUUUCUCCCACUUCAUCCAGUUCUACAAGAACCUGAUGUUUGAUGCACAGAAGUCGGUCAUCGAGCAGCUGGAGCUCUCCUUCCCCCUGCGGAACGUGGACCGCCCCGAGCUGUGCCAAGUCUCCCUCUAUGACUUCCAGAAGUUCCUGCUGCACGACCAGAAGGAGCCCUGGGCCAGUGAUGUGGGCAUGGUGCGGGACUACAUGUGCACCUACCUCAAGGAAAGCUCCACAGAGGCAUCAGACCCCUCCUUCCAGUUGGAUGAGUUCCUCACGUACCUCUUCUCCAAGGAGAACAUGGUGAUGGAUGCCAAGUAUGAGCGCGUGGUGCCUGAGGAGAUGAACCACCCCCUGUCCCAAUACUGGAUCUCAUCCUCCCAUAACACAUACCUGACAGGGGACCAGUUCUCCAGCGAGUCCUCCCUGGAGGCCUAUGCCCGGUGCCUGCGCAUGGGCUGCCGCUGCAUCGAGUUGGACUGCUGGGAUGGCCCGGAUGAUCUCCCCAUCAUCUACCAUGGCCACACACUCACCUCCAAGAUCAAGUUCCUGGAUGUGCUGCACACCAUCAAGGAACACGCGUUUGUCACCUCCGAGUUCCCCAUCAUCCUCUCCAUCGAAGACCACUGCAGCAUCGUCCAGCAGAGGAACAUGGCCUCCCACUUCAAGAAGGUCUUUGGGGACAUGCUCCUCACCAAGCCAGUGGACAUCAAUGCUGAUGAGUUGCCCUCACCCACCCAACUCAAGAAGAAGAUCCUAAUCAAGCACAAGAAGCUGGUUGAAGGGAACCUGUAUGAAGAGGUCUCCACCGCCAGUUACUCAGAGAACGACAUCAGCAACUCCAUCAAGAAUGGCAUCCUCUACCUUGAAGACCCCAUUGACCACACUUGGAGCCCCCAUUAUUUCGUCCUGACAAGCAACAAGAUCUACUACUCAGAGGAGACAUCCCGCUACCAGUUCAAUGAGGAUGAAGAGGAGGUGGAGCAGAAGGAGGAGUUCAACAACAACGAGCUGCACUUCACGGAGAAGUGGUUCCAUGGGAAGCUUGGAGGUGGCCGUGACGGGCGGCAGAUCGCUGAGAAGCUGCUCCAUGAGUACUGCACCGAGACGGGUGGCAAGGACGGCACCUUCCUGGUGCGCGAGAGCGAGACCUUCGUGGGCGACUACACCCUCUCCUUCUGGAGAUCAAGCCGGGUGCAGCACUGCCGGAUCCACUCAAGGCAGGAGGCCGGUGCCACCAAGUUCUACCUGACAGACAACCUGGUCUUCGACAGCCUCUACAGCCUCAUCUGCCACUACCGUGAGGUGCCUCUGCGCUGCAACGAGUUCGAGAUGCGCCUCACCGACCCCGUCCCCCAGCCCAACGCCCAUGAGAGCAAAGAGUGGUACCACGCCAGCCUGACGCGCCUGCAGGCCGAGCACAUGCUGAUGAGGGUCCCACGGGAUGGAGCCUUCCUGGUGCGCAAAAGAAGUGAACCCAACUCCUAUGCCAUCUCCUUCCGGGCCGAGGGGAAGAUCAAGCACUGCCGCAUCCAGCAGGAGGGCCGGCUCUUCAUGCUGGGCAGCUCGGCCGAGUUCGAGAGCCUCGUGGACCUCAUCAGCUACUACGAGAAGCACCCGCUGUACCGCAAGAUGAAGCUGCGCUACCCCAUCAACGAGGAGACCCUGGAGAAGAUGGGCACCACCGAGCUGGACUAUGGAGCCCUGUAUGAGGUGCGGACCCCCCACUUCUACGUAGAGGCCAACAAGAUGCCAAUGGCAAGGUGCACAGUGAAGGCUCUCUACGACUACAAAGCACAGCGUGAGGAUGAGUUGUCCUUCUGCAAGCAGGCCAUCAUCCACAACGUGGACAAGCAGGACGGUGGCUGGUGGCGGGGGGACUACGGGGGCAAGAAGCAACUGUGGUUCCCAGCCAACUACGUGGAGGAGAUUGUCAGCACACAAGCACAGGAGCAGGAUGAGGCUUCAUCAGAAAACAGCCCCCUGGGGAACUUCUUGAAGGGCUUCAUUGAUGUGCCGUCCUGCCACGUCGUUAUCUCCAAAGACGGGAGGAGCUCCAAACCAUUUGUCUUCACCAUCCAUUCCCAGCAGAUGUCCCACGCAGCCCAGUCCCUGGAUGUGGCCGCAGACACGCAGGAGGAACUCAACGAAUGGGUGGCCAAGAUCCGAGAGGCCACGCAGAAUGCAGAUGCCAGGAUGCAAGAGGGGAAGAUCAUGGAGCGGAGGAAGAAGAUCGCGCUGGAGCUCUCCGAGCUGGUUGUCUAUUGCCGCCCGGUGCCCUUCGAUGAGGACAAGAUAGGCACGGAUAAGGCGUGCUACAGGGACAUGUCCUCCUUCCCGGAGACCAAGGCGGAGAAGUACGCCAACCGCAGCAAGGGCAAGAAGUUCCUGCAGUACAACCGCCGCCAGCUCAGCCGCAUCUACCCCAAAGGGCAGCGCCUGGACUCCUCCAACUAUGACCCAUUGCCCAUGUGGAUCUGCGGGAGCCAGCUCGUGGCCCUCAACUUCCAGACACCCGACAAGCCCAUGCAGCUGAACCAGGCCCUCUUCAUGCUCGGUGGCCGCAGUGGCUACGUCCUGCAGCCCGACAUCAUGAGGGAUGAGACUUUUGACCCCUUCGACAAGAACAGCCUGAAGAUCGUGGAGCCCAUCACGGUCCAGCUGCAGAUCCUUGGUGCCCGGCACCUUCCCAAGAACGGGAGGAGCAUCGUGUGUCCCUUUGUGGAGGUGGAAGUGUGCGGCUCCGAGUACGACAACAGCAAGAACAAGACGGAUGUUGUAGCUGACAACGGCUUCAACCCUGUCUGGCUCUUCAAGCAGUUUGUCUUUGACAUCAACAACCCUGAGUUCGCCUUCCUCCGCUUUGUGGUGUACGAGGAGGACAUGUUCAGUGACCCCAACUUCUUGGCACAAGCCACCUUCCCUGUCAAGGGCCUCAAAACAGGCUACCGAUCAGUGCCGCUGAAGAACAGCUACACCGAGGACCUGGAGCUCGCUGCCCUCCUCAUCCACAUUGAGAUCAUCAACGCCAAGGAGGAAGACGAGGAGAACCUCUACUCGUCCAUCCAGCAGCUGCGGGACCGCGCCAGCGAGCUCUCCAACCAGGUCUCCAGCUACGAGCGCACCAACGGCUGCGACUCCCGCUACCAGCAGCGCCUCGACGAGCUCCGGGCAGCCCAGGAGAGGCUCAUGGAGCUCACUGAAGUCCGCAACCGCAAGUUGAUGGAGAAGAAGAAGAGGGACCGGCAGAUGGUCACCAAACGCAGCUGAGGUGGAUGGACAGAUACCCUCCCGCCCGUUGUGGACCUCCCCUGCCACCUCCUCUCCUGCUGCAAAGGGAGGUGGGGUGGCUGG
Pezoporus flaviventris is the source of this 4326-nucleotide messenger RNA. Its product is annotated as 1-phosphatidylinositol 4,5-bisphosphate phosphodiesterase gamma-1-like. Gene Ontology annotation, biological process: phospholipid catabolic process; phosphatidylinositol-mediated signaling; positive regulation of epithelial cell migration. Bases 355 to 4242 code for a protein of 1295 amino acids. The record is from RefSeq and is a predicted model, not a curated record. The transcript is spliced from 32 exons. Gene Ontology annotation, molecular function: phosphatidylinositol-4,5-bisphosphate phospholipase C activity; calcium ion binding; protein binding. Lineage: Eukaryota; Metazoa; Chordata; Aves; Psittaciformes; Psittacidae.